AUGGAAGAUGCCGCCUCGUUUGAUAACCGACCGCCUGUUCUUUUGGGACGGCGGCCGGUAAAAGGUGAUGUUGAAGCAGGGAAGAUGGAGCAGGAUGGUAUCCAGGCUCAAGUAGGACAAGUGGUGGGCAAAAGCAAAACCGUGGAUGCCUGGCACGAAAAAUGUUGUGAGAAGACAGCUCUGGUCCUGGGCAUGAUCUUCGCCGUUGUACAGGGCGUGUCAGCUCCUGCGAUUGCGCUUUUCAUGGGCGAGAGCAUCACCACCUUAGCAGUUGCAGAUCAUGCAAACGAGUUGGAUGCGAUGAAACCUGAGCUCAUCAAGAUCGGCGCUUUGGCGGCCAUCCAGUUCUCCACCGCGUUCGCUUGGCAGACUUGUUUGGGGUGGGCUGCUGCUAAGCAGGCCCUCCGCUGGCACCGUGGUUUCCUGGGUGCCUUGCUGUCCCUGGACGUAUGUUGGUAUGACGAGCAUGAACCAGCAGGAGUGGCAUCUAAGCUGGAGAGCGACUCAUCAAACGUCUAUUUGUUCAUGUCUACAGUGCUUGGGCACCUCAUCGUCAGCUUGGCGCAGUUCGCGACCGGCUUGUUCCUUGCUGUCUAUGAAGGCUGGCAGCUGGCCUUUGUGGUGUGCGCGACGAUGCCCGUCAUGAUCCUUGCCGGCCACCGCAUGGGCAAGGAGGUGGAGUAUCACACCACUAUCCAACAGGCCAAGUUUGCCCGCGCCUCUGCGGUUGCAGAGGAAUCCCUGAUGGCUAUCCGAAGCGUCGCAGCCUUUGGGGGUGAAAACAUGGAGGCCGCCCGCUUCGAAAAAGAGCUCUCACCGGCCAAGGUUGCUGGAAUACGAACUGGCGCAAAGAUCGGGGCCGCCUGGGGUGUCUUGAACUUUUUUUACCCAGGCCUCUACGCUUUGGCACUCUGGUAUGGCGGCCAUGUCCUGAUGCGUAAGGAGAACGCUGGAUUCGAGGCCAGUCGCAUUGUCACCGUCAUGAUCUCCAUGAUGGUGGGCGUUUCAGGACUCAGUGCCUUCAGUGGCUUUGCCCCGGUGAUGGCGAAAGCUGCUGCUUCAGCAAAAUCCAUGAAGGAAGUGAUGGCCUGCCAAGCUCGGUACAUCGAGCAGCCCCUCUACACGGAAGGGGAGCUCCCAGACGAGCUUUGCAAGGUAGAAGUGAUCGAGUUUCGGAAGGUUAGCUUCAAGUACCCUGCAAGGCUUGACAAAUGGGUACUCAGCGGCUUGAGCUUUCGGGUUGAGAAGGGGCAGAAGGUCGCGCUGGUAGGUGAGAGCGGCUGCGGCAAGAGCACCACCAUCCAACUCCUCGAGAGGUUCUACGAACCCAGUGCUGGCGAGGUCUUGGUGAAUGGAGUUCACCUGUGGCGGGUGCCUGCAAAGGCCUGGCGAAAGCAAAUCGGCUAUGUCGGCCAGGAGCCUGUCCUCUUCGCCACCACUGCGAUGAAAAAUCUGAAGGCUAUGGAUGAGUCCAUCACCGAUGAGCAAGCAAUCCAGGCCGCCAAGGAUGCACAAAUCUAUGACACCUUGAGUCAGCUUCCGGAAGGGAUGGAGACCUUCGUAGGCACGGGGGGUGGGCUGCUCUCAGGGGGACAGCGUCAGCGCGUUGCAAUUGCACGUGCCCUCGCGAAGAAGCCUCAAGUCUUGCUCCUGGACGAGGCCACCUCUGCUUUAGACAACGAGUCUGAGCGCAUGGUUCAGGCUACUUUGGACUCGGAGAGCAUGCGCCACAUCACUACCAUCUCUGUAGCCCACAGGUUGACGACCAUCAAGGCCUCAGAUGUGAUCUACGUUCUCAAGGAUGGCUAUUGCUGUGAGCAGGGCAACCAUGAGGAGCUGAUGGAAAAGAAGGGCCAGUACUAUAGUAUGGCUAAGCUACAGCAGGCCAAGCGCGAGGAGGAGGACCAAGAUGAGGAGACGCAGAAGAGUCGGCUGGAAGAGAGGCACGCCACCGCUCACACUUCACUGGUCUCGGCGUGCAGCGAAGCCCAGCAGGAUCAUGGGAUGUCAGUGAACGAUCCAGGCAAUGACACGGGCAAAGCUGUGCCCCCACGGCUUUGGUGCCGACUGAUGGACAUGAUGAACAUCUAUUGGUGGGUUUGGCCCGUUGCUGUCAUCGUUGUCCUGGCUGGAGCGGCCGCCAUGCCCCUGGAGGCAGUCUUUUUCAAUGCUGCCGUGGUGGGUCUCUCUGAGACUGCCAAAGACUUCGACUUGGAGGCAAUGUAUGUGAAGCUGGACAAGGCCGUCAUAGGCCUUGCUUUGGUCGGCCUGGCAUCAGGAGUGGCUGUGCUCUGCCAGAACUCGCUGUUCUCCUUUGUACAGGAGAGCCUCUGCAUGAUUCUGCGCAAAGCAGCUUUCGCAAGCACUGUUCGCAUGGACAUGUCCUUCUUUGACAAGCCCGAAAACCAGACUGCCAGCAUCCUGGUGUCCUUGGAGAGGCACAUGAGUCGAGUCGGGCAGAUGCUUGGCAUUCAGCUGGGAAACUCAGCCGCUGCCUUGUCCACUUGCAUCCUCAGCAUUGUCUUCAGCAUGUUCGGUUGCUGGGAGCUGGCCUUGGUCCUCUUCGGGCUUCUGCCGAUCUUCGGAGUCCUGGCUCUGACGGUUGCGGCGCGUGUGGCCGGCAUGGACUCUGCCAGGUUGGAAGCCUACAGCAAAGCCGGAAAAGCCACCUCAGAGGCCGUCACAUCCAUUCGUACCGUGAAGGCCUUGGGGGCCGAAGAGCGGACCCUUGAGAUCGUGAGCGAGAACUUGGAGAAGCUGACAAAGCUGAAUGAAUCGAGGUCAUGGAAGCUUGGUCUUUCCAUGGGCUUGAACUUGGGUCUUGUCCAGGUGAUCUUGCUAGCAGGCUUUUGGAUGAGCGCUAUCUGCAUUCAGUUCUGGGGGUUUGAUGCUGGCGAAGUGCUGAUGACGCUCUUCUGUGUGGUGUUCGGCGUGAUGUCGGUUACCUCCAUUGUGCAGCACAUUCCAGAUGCCGCCUCGGGCCGGAAUGCGGCAGUGGAAGUCUUCAAGCUGGUCGACCAGGUCUCUAAGAUUGACGCAACGCAGCCCACAGGGCGCAUCGAGAGCAUUGGGGAUGGGUCGAUUAAGUUCAAGAACGUGACCUUCUGGUACCCGCACCGUCCAGAGAUUGUGCUGAAGUCCCUAAGCUUCAAGAUCUCUGCUGGCCAGUCCGUUGCCCUCGUAGGGUUUUCGGGUAGCGGGAAGAGCACGGUCAUCCAGCUGCUCAUGCGAUUCUACGACCCUCAACAGGGACAGCUCUUAGUGGGAGGAAACUCCUUGGCUGACUUUAACGUUGCCUUUUGGAGGCGACAGGUGGGCUUGGUCUCACAGGAGCCAGUCUUGUUCGAUGUGUCCUUGGAGGAGAACGUGAAGUACGGCUGCUGGGAUGCCACGGAGGAACAACUUCAGGCGGCUGCCAAGGCGGCACACAUGGACUUCCUGCUCAAAACCGGCUCCGACACGGACUCCGACUCCGGGAACAGUUCGACAAGUGCCACCAGCAACGGCUCUGGAAGCGCCUCUGGCGCGGCCUCGUGGAAUUCGGGGAAGGGCAAGUGGAAGUGGACGGACCGCGUGGGAUUGCGGGGGGAGAGGCUGUCAGGCGGCCAGAAGCAACGUUGUGCUUUGGCCCGGGCCUUGCUCCGAAACCCUGCCAUCCUACUGCUGGACGAAGCAACCUCGGCCUUAGACUCCACCGCAGAGAAACAAGUUCAGCAAGCCAUGCAGGAGGCCCGAAAGGGUAAGACCACCAUCACAGUCGCACACCGGCUCUCAACCAUCCGGAACUCUGACAAGAUCUUUGUGUUGUCCGAUGGCCAGCUCGUUGAGUCCGGCAACUAUGACGAGCUCGUAGGCCUUGAUGGCAACUUCGCCAAGUUGGCAGCAGGAAGCUUAUGA
This is a messenger RNA of Symbiodinium pilosum, 3897 nucleotides long. The record is from the annotation of a GenBank genome assembly. NCBI's taxonomy places the organism in Eukaryota, Dinophyceae, Suessiales, Symbiodiniaceae.